GUUACAUUAGGCACCAGCUGAAUGACAUCGACCCCGCUGCUGUGAUGUGUCCUGGAGGCUGUUGUGCCCAAAUUUGCGGAGAUUCUCUCACAGUGUGGCCAGUGGCCAGCACCAACCAGCAGCACGAGGGAAGAGCUUGGCUCUGAAGUCCACGGAGGAAGCUGCACGUGGGAACCGCCCAUUUAUUUCAGAAGCUGGACCACUGGGCUCUGCUUGCUUGCAUCCUUUGUCAUCCUCGGCAUCCACGAUGGAUGAGACACGGGAGUCUUUGGCCAUGACUGUCCACCUCCUGGCCAACUCCGGGCAUGGCUCGCUUCUGCAGCAAACACUGGACCAGCUCCUGAACUGUGUUUUCCCAGAGGUCCGUCUCUUUCUGGUGUCUGAGCGGGUCAGUCCAGUGAAAUACUAUGACAAGUCCCACUCCAAGCGGUCCCGCUUCCCAGGGAUGUCUGUUCUGCUCUUCCUGCAUGAAAGCCUCGGAGAGGAGCGUCUAUUUCGCGUUCUUGACUCGCUACAGCAUUGGCCGUGGCAGUGCUACCCCACCCAGAAUGUACAGGGAAGACCGUGCCCCAACAUUCUUGCCAAUCAGGAAUUCUAUAGUCUGGACAACCAGAUGCCCGUCUGGGGCGUGAGGCAGGUGCGCUGUGGCACCGAGAUCCUGAGAGUGACGCUCUACUGCAGUUUUGAUAACUACGAGGAUGCCAUCAGGCUCUAUGAGAUGAUCCUGCAGAGGGAAGCCACCUUGCAGAAAAGCAACUUCUGUUUCUUCGUGCUCUACUCCACCGAGAGCUUUGCCCUGCAGCUUUCCCUGAAGCAGCUGCCCCCGGGAACGUCGGUGGACCCCAAAGAGGCUUCAGUGUUGCAGUUCCAGGUUCAAGAGAUUGGCCAGUUAGUGCCUCUUCUACCCCAUCCGUGUGUCCCCAUCAGCCACACCCGGUGGCAAACACAGGACUAUGAUGGCAACAAGAUUCUUCUUCAGGUCCAGUUGAAUCCAGGACUUGGUGUAAGGAGUGGCGAGCUUGCCUUUCUGAAUGGCACCUCGGGAGCUGACACUCUUCCCCAGGGCUCCAGGCUGACCCCUGUCUCUGCAAUUAGGACCCUAGAGCCGAGGAGCCGAAGGAGCCGGGGCAGGAGGUUCAAGGUGGGCUCUGUGGAGCUCCCUGAACCUGGUGGGAGGACAGCAUCCAACAGCUCUAGUGGCUCUUCAUGGAAAGGUCCUGGCCGCUCAUCGCAGCCCAGCAGCCCAGCCGGAGACUCACAGCUGCACGUGCCUUCUCCCCACCUUGAACCUGGAGCCAGAAUGAAGGUCCUCAGCCGGGAAAACAGCUUGGGGAAGCUGGAGGCAGAGACAAAUGUUGACACAGGAUUCACCGUGGUCAGUUCUGAACCCAGGCAAUCUUUUCUGAGCAGAUUUCCAAGGGAUCUGCGGACCCAACAGCCACCAUCCUGCUUGUCAACCUCUUCCUUAGGGGCAGGUGCUUACAAAAACAAUGGAAUCUUUAAGGAAAGGGUUCAUCCUCUGUCACCUGUGGCCCAAAGGGACCUUGGUGCCAGAAAGAUCAUCUCAAAAUGUGCCCUUCCUCUGCCAGUCCAGGGUGAAGAAAAAGAAGCAGCAGAAGAAUUCUUUAUAUAGCAUAAAACAACUGUGGUUUUCUAAAACACAAGAUCAAAUACAAUGUUCUAGAAAUGGAGCACUGACCCAGAAUUAGCCUGUUUUUUGUUCAUCUGAGGAGGCCUGAAUGCUAGCCAUGCACAGAUCUGUAUCGCUUUUAUUUCAAAUGUUCAGAGUCUAAUGAUGCUGGUGAGUGGUUGUUUAUUUGCCGUCAUGGUCAUGAGGGAAUACUGCCAAAGCACAGGGAAAAAGCCCAACGCCCCGUGUCCUUGGAGACACACUA
Hippopotamus amphibius kiboko is the source of this 1895-nucleotide messenger RNA. It is a transcript of the gene FAM124B, whose product is annotated as family with sequence similarity 124 member B. The coding region runs from base 248 to 1633 and encodes 461 amino acids. The transcript is spliced from 2 exons. The record is from RefSeq and is a predicted model, not a curated record. Lineage: Eukaryota; Metazoa; Chordata; Mammalia; Artiodactyla; Hippopotamidae. Gene Ontology annotation, cellular component: nucleoplasm.